AUGCUUGAGACUGAAACCUCCAAAGUGAGUAAAGCUUAUGCAUAUAUUAAACCUCCAAAGGCCGUAACACGUGUUCCAUGUACUGAAAUAGAUGAAGAGCUGAGGAAAGAUAGUGUGGGAGAGAAGGCGAAGAGCGAGAGGAGGAUAGAUGAGUGUAUAAAAGGACGGACAAUCUCCACUUCUGAGCAGAGUAGGGGAAGGGGCUCGGAAUGGACGUCUAAGUUAUUGGCCUUGUUUUGUGUGUGGGGUGUAGUGGUGUUGGUGCGUAAGAUAGGAAAGAUGUGUGGUAUGCGAACAAAAGCCCAUUCAUACCUUCAUAUUUUGCUGCUUAUUUACUUAGCAGAAAAGCAUCAACUGUGUGGCGUUUUAAUUAGUGGCAGCAAAAGGAAACAAGCAAGCAGCAGCGCAACGACUGUGUCCACAGGAACGAAUCGCUGCAUGCAGCAGCAGCAGCAUCAGCACCAUCAUCUAUCCGCGUCAUCCAGCAGCGGUUUAUUAACAGUGUCAACGGUUGAAUCCCCAACGUUGACUUUCGUUGAUCGUCUCAAGCAGCGGCUUUUGUUGGCCUAUGAUAAUGGCGAUAUACAGGAAGCUACGGAUGUGGUCAUCAAAUUGGAGAAGUCCAAUUUGACGAGGGAAUUACUCGAGUGGUUGGGAGUUGGACACGUACGUACGUGUUGGUGCCGCAUGCACUCUGCACUCCUUAUUCGAGAGCAGCAGCACCGCACACAUGUGUAUGUGUACCACGCAGCGUCGAGGCAACGAGCAUUGUCACGCCUUUGUAGCAGCAACCAGGAGCGCCUACCUAGACCUGCUGCACUGGCCUGUCAACCGAUGCUACUACCUACUGAUUUGUGGGAUGGUGAGGAAUUAGGGGUGGCAUGCAGUAUCGAAGCAGCGUUGGCGCACCCAUACGACAGCAACCGACGUGAUCUGAAGAUGAGCAAUCGAUUGGGUGGAUGCAUGUUUAUGUUUUUGUAG
Molecule: messenger RNA, 981 nt
Organism: Thelazia callipaeda (thelaziosis nematode)
Lineage: Eukaryota; Metazoa; Nematoda; Chromadorea; Rhabditida; Thelaziidae
Source: the annotation of a GenBank genome assembly